UGAAUAAACUAACAACCUAUUGCGAACCCGAGCACGUUCUUGACGCUUUUAUUUAGUUUCAGGCCAGGAGCGUAUUCAGAAACCUACACGGAAAACCAAUUCAGUAACCGUCGAGAUGGGGCAAAUUCUUGACGCUGAAGUGCACGCUCAUAUUGGGUACAGCGUCGCAGGGAGUGCGGAGUGCAUGUCAAACAAAUGAAGCUCAUACAAUGGAAAGCAUUCUAAUCAUUCCCGAACGCACUGAAGUGGAAUACGCCAAUGAAAAAUACUUGUAUAAUUUAUCAACAAGGGUCGUACGGUACGGAAGGAGAAGCGCCUACUACUACAAUCUAGUUGCUGGCCUUAGACAUACUUUUGGAAAUAAUAUCACGAUUAAUUUGCUAUUCUACGAAGGCCAGAACAACCAAUACAAACGCAGCCUAGUGGAGAUAAAACUGAAGUUAUGCGAUCUCUUCCAACGGGACCAAUACUUCGGGAAAAUGUUUAGCCAGAUUUUAAGGAAACAUGGAAAGUCCUGCCCUUUCCCACCGGGACUAUACGAGUUUUUGAACACAACGCUACCUUCGGAGAAAUUUCCGAAUAUCCUGCUCUUUGAGAAGGGAAAGAUCGAGUUGGUAUUUAACCAGCUGCCCACGCAGGACCUUGUUGCUAAGAUUUCUACCAUAUUUACUAUUAAGAGGUCUUAAGUUUGUAGACAGCUCUUAAGAAACAACAGCAACAAGCUGAUAAGAGAAUGUGUAUAAGUGAACAGGCAUCUUCUGGGCGAGCUCACUCCAUCGUAGGCCACGUCUUUGCCUUUGGCUAGUCUGUGGCCAAGAGUAAGCCCAUUUAUUAUAAAAAAAAGUGUAUCUUAAGAUGUGAAAAAAAUGUAAAAGGCACAUUGUAAUGGUUUGGAUACGUGAAAGGGAGGGAUGACUAAAAAGGCUGGCAAAGAUAAUGAGGAAGGAACAAAAAUAGCAGUUGAAAGGAGGCACAGCAGGAGGCACGGGGAAUUUCGCCGAUAAAAUCUGGGAAAUCCUAAAAAAAGACUAGUUCAGGUGCUCAUUAAACCGGCGGGCUUGUAUCUAUAAGGAAUUCAUUGAAAUUAAAAAGGCGAAAGAGGUCAAAGAGGUAUCUCAGGAUCGUAACAAGUGGAAAUCCGUGGUAUUCUUCCUUUCUGUGCGGGAAACAAGCGCAGGCCGGAAUACAUAUAAUAGCUGUUUUCUACGUACGAAAUAAAACUAUGGAAACGGAUUAAAUCGCGUAUAAUGAAUUUACAAUUCAUACUGACGUUU
This is a messenger RNA of Leguminivora glycinivorella, 1274 nucleotides long. RefSeq lists its product as uncharacterized. Lineage: Eukaryota; Metazoa; Arthropoda; Insecta; Lepidoptera; Tortricidae. The record is from RefSeq and is a predicted model, not a curated record. The transcript is spliced from 4 exons. The coding region runs from base 210 to 686 and encodes 158 amino acids.